Messenger RNA from Corticium candelabrum, 797 nucleotides. Its product is annotated as HIV Tat-specific factor 1 homolog. Lineage: Eukaryota; Metazoa; Porifera; Homoscleromorpha; Homosclerophorida; Plakinidae. The transcript has 6 exons. Gene Ontology annotation, molecular function: RNA binding. Gene Ontology annotation, biological process: mRNA splicing, via spliceosome. The coding region runs from base 6 to 797 and encodes 263 amino acids. Gene Ontology annotation, cellular component: U2-type spliceosomal complex; U2 snRNP. The record is from RefSeq and is a predicted model, not a curated record.
UCACGAUGUCUGAACAACCGGGGAAAUCAGAUGUUGGAGCCAUCGGCAACAAGUUUGAAGCCAACAAAUUAAUCGAAGAGCUGAAGGCUCAAGCGGCUGCUGUGAAAGACACGUUUUGCGAGGGUGCCACUGAAGAAGAUGUCGAGGAUGCAGAGAUGACGUACGUUGAUCCCACCGACGGUACAGUUUACGAAUGGGACGAACAGAAACGUGCAUGGUUUCCAAAGGUAGAUGAAGGCUUUAUUGCUCAGUAUCAAGCCGGUUACGGAUUUACUUCGGAGGCUGAACAAUGGGCAAUAAAGGCUGCAGAGGAAGCAGCCGAGAGAGCAAAGAGGGGCAAUACUGAAGAUUCUAAGACCAAGCGGAAAGGUAAAACUGAAGAAGAAAGUGACAGUGCAAAAAAGAGAAAGGAUGAAAACGAUCAGGGGUGGUUUGACAUUGAGGAUGACAAAAACACUAACGUCUAUGUAUCCAAUCUUCCAACCAAUACCACUGACGAAGAGUUUUUUGAGCUGAUGUCUAAGUGUGGCAUAAUAAUGGAAGAUCCAGAAAAAAAGGAGCCAAAAAUCAAAUUGUACAGAGAUGAUGAAGGUUAUCUGAAGGGUGAUGGGCGUUGCUGCUACCUGAAGCGUGAGUCAGUUCAGCUGGCAUUGCAGUUGCUCGACAAAAGCAAAUUCAAAAACAGUAUAAUAACUGUGGAAAAGGCUGUGUUUCAAAUGAAAGGUAACUACAAUCCUGGGCUGAAGAAGAAAAAGAAAGGAAAGAAGAAGAGCAAGCAGUCGGCACAGGAAAAGUAA